Molecule: messenger RNA, 3849 nt
Organism: Terrapene triunguis (Three-toed box turtle)
Lineage: Eukaryota; Metazoa; Chordata; Testudines; Emydidae
Product: genetic suppressor element 1
Exons: 16
Coding region: 108-3722 (1204 amino acids)
Source: RefSeq, a predicted model, not a curated record
AGCGCCGCUCUCUUUUAUAAUCCAUCGCGGGCUACAGAAAUUAAACCCAAAGCCCCCGAGCCCUCAGCUGACGGAAGCCGGGAGUCACCUGCCGGCCUGCGCUCUGCAUGAGCCAUGAGCCAAAGUCACCUUCACUAGGAAUGCUCUCCACUGCGACCCGGACCACGGCCACCGUCAGCCCCCUGACCCCUUCUCCUCUCAAUGGCUCCCUUGUGCCCAAUGGCAGCCCAGCGGCCAACAGCUCCUUGUCAGUCCAGUCAGCGCCUUCCUCCAGCUUCGCUGCCGCCCUGCGCAAACUGGCCAAACAGGCAGAGGAACCCAGAGGGUCUUCGAUAAGCAGCGAGUCUUCCCCCGUCUCCUCGCCAGCCACCAACCACAGCUCCCCUGCCAGCACACCCAAGCGAGGACCCAUGGGCCCCAUCAUCGUCCCCCCUGGGGGGCACAGCGUGCCUAGCACACCCCCCGUGGUGACCAUCGCCCCGACGAAAACGGUGAACGGGGUCUGGAGAAGUGAAGGCAGACAGCAAGAAGCAGGAUCGAGAGGCAGCAGCAGCCGGGAGCGCCUGAUCGCCGAGCCUCCGCUCCCACAGGAGAAAGCCGGGGGCCCCGCUGUCCCUUCUCACCUCCUCGGGACGCCUUACUCCUUCGGGAUCCCCCCCACCUCCGUCGUCCAGGAUUCCCGCUUCCAGCCUUUAAACCUGCAGCGGCCUGUACACCAUGUGGUGCCUCCCAGCGCGGUCACUGAAGAUUACCUGCGGAGCUUCCGGCCCUACCACACCGCUGAGGAACUCCGUAUGUCCUCCCUGCCGCCCAUCAGCCUGGAUCCGGCCACCGCCGCCGCUUACUACCACCCCGGCUACCUGGCCCACCACCCCUUCCCUCACCCAGCCUUCAGGAUGGAUGACUCCUACUGCCUUUCGGCCCUGCGGUCCCCCUUCUACCCGAUCCCAACCCCUGGUUCGCUCCCACCUCUUCAUCCUUCAGCCAUGCACCUCCAUCUGUCGGGAGUGAGGUACCCCACCGAGCUGCCCCACUCGUCGCUCUCUGCCCUUCAGUCCGAGCGGAUGUCCAGUCUGACCGCGGAGAGGCUGCAGAUGGACGAGGAGCUGAGGCAGCGCGAGAGGGAACGCGAGAGGGAGCGCGAGAAGGAGCGGGAGCGGGAAGCCGACCGGGAGCGGGAGAAGGAGCGCGAGCGGGAGAGAGAGCGGGAGAAGGAGCUGGAGCGGGAGCGGGAGAAGGAGAGGGAGCGGGAGAGAGAGCUGGAGAGACAACGAGAAAGGGCCCGGGAGAAGGAGAUGAACCUGGCCAAAGCCAUGGAGACCCCAUUUCUGCCAGUGGCAGAGCUGCACGGGCUGAGGAGCCACCCGGCGGAGGAGCGUGUGAAACCAGCCGAGCAGCUGACGCCAAACAGACCAGAGAAACCCAAGGACACGACCAUCCCAACUCCUAAGCCCGUCCAGCACCCCUUGCACCAGCCGCCCGCCUCCCACCAUCCCGUGCCCAGCCUCAUUUCCAGCCACAGCGUCUUCCCCCUCCCCGGGAGCAGCGCGGCCACAGCUCUUCUCAUCCAGCGCACCAACGAGGAGGAGAAGUGGCUGGCGCGCCAGCGUCGGCUGCGGCAGGAGAAGGAGGACCGCCAGUCCCAGGUGUCGGAGUUCCGGCAGCAAGUGCUGGAGCAGCACCUGGAGAUCGGGCGGCCGCCGAACCAGCCGGAAGCUGAGCACCGGCCAGAGAACCCCAGAUCAGGACCAAACCGCCAUGAGCCAAGUGGCCGAGACCAACCACAGCACUUUGGAGGGCCCCCUCCGCUCAUCUCUCCCAAACCUCAGCAUCAUCCAGUGCCCACCUCGCUCUGGAACCCUGUGUCCUUGCUGGAGAACAAUAUGGAGCCACGCAGGAUCCAGGAGAAUCACUCUCUCCAUGCCCACCCUGCCCAGUACGAGCCCAGCCGACAAGCCAUCCCCUUGGUGAAGGUGGAACGAGGAUACUGCCCCGAGAAGCUGGACGAAGGGGCCAGAAAGAGAGAGACACUGGACAAAUACCAGCCUGCCAGGGAGCCUGGGGCGUCGGAACAUGGUGGGUUCUCCCAUGGGCCCUUCCUGGCAGAACUGGAAAAGUCCACACAGACCAUCCUUAACCAGCAGAGGGCAUCGCUUUCCCAGCCGGGGCAGUUUGCUGAGGUCAGCCUGCCCAGCAAGCCUAGCUCACCUUACCGGCACCCGCUGCCUAGGGCCCACGACCCCAUGUACGUUUACGACGAGUUCCUGCAGCAACACCGUAAACUAGUCAGCAAACUGGACCUGGAGGAGCGGAGGCGGAGAGAAGCCAGGGAGAAAGGCUAUUACUAUGACCUGGAUGACUCCUACGACGAGAGUGAUGAGGAGGAAGUGAGAGCCCAUCUCCGGUGCGUUGCCGAGCAGCCCCCGCUGAAACUGGAUACUUCCUCGGAGAAAUUGGAGUUCCUGCAGCUUUUUGGCCUGACCACCCAGCAGCAGAAGGAGGAGCUGCUGACUCAGAAGAGGAGGAAGAGGCGGAGGAUGCUGAGGGAGAGGAGUCCAUCCCCUCCCACAGUCCAGAACAAACGUCGGACGCCCUCACCGCGGCUCCCACUCUCCACGCGCUACAGCCCCGACGAAAUGAACAACAGCCCCAACUUCGAGGAGAAGAAGAGGUUCCUGACCAUCUUCAACCUGACUCACAUCAGCGCAGAGAAAAGGAAAGAUAAAGAGAAACUGGUGGAAAUGCUCCAUGCCAUGAAGCAGAAAAGUGUGACGGCAGCAGUGGUGGUGAAAAGCUCCCCGCGGGACAGUCCCAGUCUCACCCCAGCUGAGCUCCAGGUGCAGCAAUUUCCUGUGGAUUCAGAUAAACCUGUUGGUAUCACCGCCUCCUUGCCAGACACUCAAAAGACAUCAGAGCCCAGCCGAUUAGAACAGCUGAGACCGCACGAGCUCCAGAGGGCCAAGGAACCAGCUCCGGUCUCUGCUGAGAAGCCCAGGCUGAACGAUGGGCACACCGGGAAGAAGAGCCUGAGCAUAUUCAAUUAUGUCAGGGGCCCUUUGCCUAAGGACAUCCCGGUGCCACUCUCUCACAGCAUGAAUGGGAAGAAUAAGCCAUGGGAGCCCUUCAUAGCUGAGGAAUUUGCACAUCAGUUUCACGAGUCUGUGCUGCAGUCCACACAGAAAGCAUUGCAGAAGCACAAAGGAAGUGCAGCAGCACUUACUGCAGAGCAGAACCACAAAAUUGACACCUCUAUCCAUUACAACAUUCCUGAGCUUCAGACCUCAAGCAGGGUCCAGCUGCCUCAACAGAAUGGGCAGCAAGACACCCCACUGGCACGAAAGGGGCUCAUCCCACCCGAACAGGACAAGGACUCUGACUCAGAGGGGGAGGAGGAGGAGGAGGAGGAGGAAGACGAGGAGUACCCUAGACCUAAAUGGCAGGGGAUUGAGGCAAUCUUCGAAGCUUAUCAGGAACAUAUAGAAGAACAAAACCUGGAACGCCAAGUGUUGCAGACACAGUGCCGACGGCUGGAGGCCCAGCAUUACAGUCUCAGUCUGACUGCAGAGCAGCUGUCACACAGCAUGGCGGAACUAAGGAACCAGAAGCAGAAGAUUGUCUCGGAAAGGGAGCGACUUCAGGCCGAACUAGAUCACUUGAGAAAGUGCCUUGCGUUGCCUGCAAUGCAGUGGUCUAGGGGUUAUUUCAAGGGAUAUCCCAGGUGACGCUCCCUUGCACUAGGCUGAACAUAUAGUAUAGAAAUAAUAAUCUAUUUUAUUACCUUGAAUAUUUAAUAUUUUUCACUGGGAGGUUUGAAGCUAAAAUAUAAAUGGAGAAUGUGCCAUGCAUGGA